CAGACGAGAAAAAUGUUCAUGCUCGAAUGUUAAUACAGUUAGCAAGAUCCCUAGGUGUCUUGAAAUCAACACCGGAGGAGAAGGUAAAUCGUCUGCUGUCAUUUUGUCCACCCAAGUCAACACGGGGAUCUCUGAAACUUGAUACCAGAAAUCAAGAUGCCAUCAUCGCCCUUGGAGUAUACUUCUUGGAGUCGGGGCUGCAGUACAAGAAGAAAAUACUUUCAUACCUUCUCUUUGUUCUACAAGACCUGCCAAAGGCUCAGUGGGUGGAAGGACCUCGGGGGAUGAACAGAUACAGAUUGCCUAUGACUGAAUGUUUCAGCUUUUGUCUCAACACAAUUCUCAGUGAUGUAGCAUUCAGAGAUGCAGAUUCCAAAGAUGAAAUAAUAUCAAAGCAGCUGGUUGUUAUGGAAGUCCUGACAAAGCUGUGUGAAGGAGAAUAUGCACUACCAAAAGAUACUCUUUGUUUCUCCAUUGUUCCUGUUCUGAUUGGCAUGGCUCGGGCUAUGGGGAGAUCGAGUGAUGAGAAUCGGCCGUUGAUAUCAUACCUUCUGUCUGUGAAGACCGGUCAGCCUUAUAGCGAGCAAGAACAGGAAAAGGCAACAAGCAAGCGGUCUUUCAGCACAUUUCGACCUAUUCUGCCACGGACAUUAUCAUCUUUAGUUUUAAACUCCGAGAGCCCCAGUCCACACAGCCCGUCACCUACGCCGUUUGAUUAUUCAGAAAGAGCUAAAAGAGAACGGUCACCUUCACCCUUGUUGGUGUCCUUCAGAGAUUCACCGGGAAGUAAUGACAAGGGUGAUCCGGCGAUGGUGUACUUUAACAAAGUGGGUUCAAGUUUUACGAGAACAAAACCAUGGGGUUUUGAGAUCAUUCCAGAACAAGAUCAUAUCAAGUUCUCUACAUCACAUCUUCAAACUCUUGUCAAUGUUGCAAAGAGGCUUCUGAACAAAGAUACAUUAAAUAAUUUGGAUUCUGUGUUGUCAGACAUUUUGACUGAUAAAAGUGUGCAACACAAUUUGUUUCGGUUUCCAUACAAGUCAUAUCAUGAGACAGUAACACUUGUUAUCGUUACUGUGCUUCGGGAUGUUUUGGAACAAGAAAAAGACCUUCCUGCAACAUUUAUGAAGGACAUUGAGGAGUUUAUUCGCAGUGUGUACUAUGCCGGACAGGAUGAGUUCAAGCAUGCUACCAAAAACAAAGAGCAUGACAAAUCUUUCAACCCUCAGCAACUGAUGGUCUACAGCAAUGCAGCCUGUGUUGAUCUCCUUUUUUGGGCCAUUCGAGAGGAAUCUGAAGCUGAGAAUUUGUGCCUGAUGCUAACAGAAAAAAUCAGCAUGAAUACAGACAAGAAACUGCUGUUUACACAUUCACCUCUUAUCCUUGUAGCUUUGGAGGCUGUUGGUAAACUGGCUGUCAAGUUCCCAUCACUGGCACCCUCCAUGGUAUCAUCUCUAAGAGAUUUCCUGGUGAGUCCGUCACCCAUCUUGAGCAAACUGAACAAAUACGCUUCUGCAGACGCAGUGUCGGGAAAUAUCAAGAUCACCGUCACUGAUGAGGGCAAGGUAUCUAACAGCAUAUCGAAGAAACCAAGAAACAAACUGUUCACAAUGUUUGAGAACCUCAGGGAUAACGCCAUACAUAAUAUAUGCAGGGCAUUAAAGGCUGCCGUUCAGCAAGACCCAGACUGUAUCCAGGCUUUCUUGGCGACCACCUCAAACAGACUGUACCGAGCUGAGAUGAGUGACAGGGAAUCAACAUUGAUUUCAACAAACACGAUCUUGACACUCGGUCAUCUCGCCGUGGGACUCAAGGAUACACCGAAGACUGUGGAGUCGAUACUACAGAUAUUACAGCAACGCUUCUGCAGCCCACCAUCAUCCUUGGAUGUCCUUAUUGUCGACCAGCUGGGAUGUAUGAUUAUGGCCGGAUGUCCUGGCAUCUACCAGGAAGUUAUGUCCAUGUUCAACCAAAUCAGUAUGGAGAGUAGUGCCCCCUACAGUCACACUGAGAAAGAUGAAAAGGUUCGGGGUUACAGACAGGUGUCCCAUGCUGUGAUAAACGCCUUUGCCAAUAUUGCUGCUAACAUACAAGGUGACGCAGAACAACAAGACCUACUUAUCCGACUCCUCGAGUUGUUCGUGCAGAUGGGGUUGGAAGGAAAGAGAUUCAGUGAGAAGCCUGGAUCCGGCACUAUGAAAGCUACCAGUAGCGCAGGGAACUUGGGUGUAUUGAUACCUGUUAUUGCAGUGCUUGUACGAAGACUUCCAGUGAUUCACCAUCCAAACCGUCGUCUUCAUAAAUUGUUCAGAGAUUUUUGGCAAUAUUGUGUUGUCAUGGGAUUUGCUGAAGAGGAGUUGGGUUUGUGGCCACAGGACUGGUUUGAAGGUGUUGCAGAGAUUGCCAUCAAGUCGCCCCUCCUCAUAUCGCAUGAUCACUUGAGCAAGGAACUCAAGUACAAUGCUGCACUAAGAAAUGAGUGUGCUGCUCCAGUUGAGCUGGCCAACUUUCGAACAAAGCUCUGUCAGCUUCUAGAUAACCCAGCUGAUGUCGUUCCCAUCAUCAACAGGUUGAACUUCGCACAGUGUUCAUACAUACAUUCUGUAUACAGACUCGAAUCACUCAGAGUCACCUUUUCUACAGACCCAUGUGCUUUUUAUGGAAUAUUUGACUACCUUGAGGACAGAACACUGUUUAAGGACAAGGAUGGAAUGUGGCAGUGUAUUUUAUCAGUUGCUGACAGAAUUUUUGAAGGCUUUCUGGAUAUUACUGCAGAAAAGCCAAGAGAUGAAGCCAGAGAGAAAGAGUUGGACAUGCAUGCCCAGUUCCUUUUGAUCAAGUUCAAUCACAUCCACAAGAAGAUACGAAGAGUUGCAGAUCGAUAUCUGUCAGGACUGGUUGAUAGAUUUCCACAUUUGUUGUGGAGUGGAACAUUCUUGAAAACAAUUCUGGAUAUUUUACAAGUUUUGUCAAAGUCCUUGGAUAUGGAUCCUCAUCAAGAUGCACCCAAGCUGUCUAUCCCCAACCUGCCGUAUCAGCUGCAAGUCAUGGAAAAUAUGGCUGAUCGAGAGAACACUGUCAAAGAUUUUGCAGCCCGGUGUGGUGGUAUUCUACAGGAGUCUAUCAAGUGGGCCCCAAACGCCACCCGCUCACACCUGAUACAGUACCUGCUACAGCUGGAGACGACAUCGGAAGCCUUGCACCAGCACAGUGGUCUUGCACUCGCCACUGAGAGUGUGCUCACGUACGCAGGAUACCACCAGACAGCCGCUUCACUUACAGCAGCCACUUUAGAUCGGCGACCAUCUUGUGUCAAUACUGAUAGUUCCAACUUCAUGGCAAAUCUCAGCCUUAGAAGCAGAUUCAUGGGAGAGGUGUUUGGGAUGAAAUCAUUGGUGGAGGAUGACCAAGCACUUGGAAAAUUGCUUUGCCAGAAAUUAGAGGAAGCUUUACAUAGGAAAGAUACAGAAGGAUGUAAGAAGUCAAUGUUCAAAAUAUGUGCUCUGCAGAUUUGUAUGAAUGAAUUGAGCCGUCCAUUGCUUCAUGCUUUGUGUUGGACUCCAGUCCAGAAUUUCAAAGUACCAACAAUGGAGGUUGCUAUUGCAUGCUGGGAAUGGUUGCUGUCAGCAAGACCAGAUUUACAUAUUGAGUUUCUUUGUGAGAUGGCUGCUGCCUGGCAAAUGAGUGCCGACUUGAAGCUGGGGAUCUUUUCCAUUGAUAAACCAAUGUCGGAUCCUCUGGCGAAGGCUGAAGAUGAAGACCUGACACCAAAUCCUCCUUCGACCAUGCCUCAUCAGAUGUGGACUAAGUUUUUGGCUGAAAGACUUGAGAUUGCCAAAUACAGUAAUGCAUACCAGGUGGACAUUUUCUUCAGUCUUCUCAACAAAUCCCUUCCAGUCAGUGUUGGCAAGAGUACACCUUUGAUAUCAAGACAUCCUGCAGCCCUUGGUCCAAGAUUUCAACUAAUGUCAAUGGGGCUAUCCCUCUUACAAGGGGAAAUUCUUGCUAACCCUACUGCCAAAACUGUUCUCAGAGAAAGGAUUUAUGCCUCCACACUGGACUACUUUUGUCAUCCAAAGAUCUUGCCAACCCAGAAAGGUUCUGACCUAAGAGAUGACAUCAUUACACUAGUGAAAUUCUGGCAGCUCAUGCAUUCAGACAAGAAGUAUCUCAAUGCCAGUCUUUUCGCAUUUCCAGAUGACAGUGUCGCUGGAAACAAUUUAACCAUUGACAGCCUGUACCACGACCACACACGAAAUCUGUCAGGUGCUUGGAUGAACACAAUCAAGAGCAGUGUGUCGUCGACAUCUAAGCGAUCAGCAAGUGCAAGAAAGACAAUGGGAACUGGGAGCAGCGUAAUCAAAGAACAUAUCAAAAAGAGAAAUCUCAUUCUGACAAUAGUGGCUUGUCAUGUUGAAGCUCUCAUCACGUGGCACAAUCCACUGGAGGCACCAGAGCUGAAAAUACCGGAUGAGGAGAAGAUCAUUGCAUGGCGGGCAAACCCAGUGUCCGAGAAGCAGUGGCGAGAAAUAGCAAGAAUCACCUGGGAGAUUUCACCCAUCCUGGCAGUGUAUCUGCCUUCAAGGUUUGGAAAUCAAGAGAGUUUGGUGAAAGAGGUAACCAGACUGGUGAGGUCUAAUCCCGGUUGUGUCAGUCAGAUUCCUGAGGCUCUCAAUUUCCUGGUCACACCAAGCAGUGUCGAGGCGGAAGCAUCCGAGCUCCCUCACAUUUUGACCUGGGCAGUUGUCUCCCCUGUUUUGGCUCUGUCGUUUUUCUCACGGCUGUAUCCCCCACAUCCUCUCACUGCUCAGUAUGCUGUCAAGUGUCUUCGAGCGCAUCCACCAGAAGCUCUGUUGUUUUACAUACCUCAGAUUGUGCAGGCUCUACGAUAUGACCCUAUGGGCUAUGUUUACGAGUUCAUCUUGUGGGCUGCUUCAAGUUCCCAACUUCUUGCCCAUCAGCUGUUGUGGAACAUGAAAACCAACAUCUACCGAGAUGAGGAAUCAACAGAAAAAGAUGAGGACAUUGGAGAUAAAUUGGAACAACUCAUUGCGGAAAUCAAAGUGGCCUUAUCAGGUCCAGCUCUCGAAUUUUAUGCAAAAGAAUUUGAUUUUUUCGACAAAAUAACCAAUAUUUCAGGAUCAAUCAGACCCUUUCCAAAAGGACCAGAAAGAAAUGAAGCAUGUUUAAAAGAACUCAGCAAAAUUAAACUACAGCAAGGAUGCUAUCUUCCAUCCAAUCCUGAGGCAAUAAUUUUGGAGAUUGACUACAAAUCAGGAACCCCUAUGCAGAGUGCAGCAAAGGCUCCCUACCUGGCCCGGUUCAAGGUGAAGAGGUGUGGAAUUGCUGGUCUCGAGAACUUGGCAAUGGGAGGACACUGUAGCAGUUCGUCAUUGGAUGCUGAAACUGGUUUGCAGUACUGGCAGGCCUGUAUUUUCAAAGUGGGGGAUGAUGUUCGCCAGGACAUGUUAGCCUUGCAGGUGAUAGGAAUGUUCAAGAACAUCUUUGAACAGGCAGGUUUAGACUUGUACCUGGCUCCAUACAGAGUUGUGGCUACUGCUCCUGGGUGUGGAGUGAUAGAGUGUGUUCCUGACAGUAAGUCAAGAGACCAGAUUGGCCGACAGACUGAUUUUGGCAUGUACGAAUAUUUCAUUGCCAAAUACGGAGAAGAACACACCUCAGAAUUCCAGGCUGCAAGGCACAACUUCAUUGUCAGCAUGGCGGCAUACAGCAUCGUUAGCUUCCUGCUUCAGAUCAAGGACAGACACAACGGAAACAUCAUGCUCAACAGUAAAGGCCACAUCAUUCACAUAGAUUUUGGUUUCAUGUUUGAGAGUUCGCCAGGAGGGAAUCUUGGUUGGGAGCCAGACAUAAAACUUACGACAGAAAUGUUGAUGAUUAUGGGUGGAAAUGUCGACUCGCCGCCAUUCCAGUGGUUCAUGGAGCUCUGUGUGCAGGGCUAUCUCGCUGUCAGACCCUACCAAGAAGCAGUCGUCUCCCUUGUUUCGCUGAUGCUCGACACGAGACUGCCAUGUUUCCGAGGUCAGACCAUCAAGCUUUUGCGACAGAGAUUUGCUCCCCACGUUGCAGAACGCGAGGCAGCCAACUAUCUGCUGAAGGUUAUCCGCGACUGUACACUCAACUGGCGGGGAAAGACGUAUGACAUGCUGCAGUAUUACCAGAACAAAAUCCCUUACUAAGAGUUGGACAGUCAGUGACAGAAGACUUGUUAGUCACAUGGGUAGAAGUAAUCAGCUGUAGAUAUUGUGUGAUCACAUGUGUUUUUAAGGUUUCGUUGUGACAGAAGACUUGUUAGUCACAUGGGUAGAAGUAAUCAGCUGUAAAUAUUGUGUGAUCACAUGUGUUUUAAGGUUUCAAUCUGAUUAAACUGACACUAGAACAAAAUCUCUUACUAGAGUUGUACUGUCAGUAACAGAAGAUUUAUUAUUCAAAUGGUUCGAAGUAAUCAACUAAAAAUAUUUUGUUUUGCACUGUGAUUCAACUGACAUGAAUAGACGUAUGGCAUUCAGCACCAUAAUAAAAUCCCUUACUAACUAAGAGUUGGACAGUCAGUAACAGAAGACUUAAUAUUCAAAUGGGCCGAAGUAAUCAUCUAAAAAUAUUGUGUUUUAAAUGUUUUGCAUACUGUGAUUCAACUGACAUGGAUAAACGUAUGACUUGCAGAACUUUAACUAAAUUCCUUAUUAAAAGUUGGAUAGUCAGUAACAGAAGAUUUAUUAUUCACAUGGUUCGAAGUAAUCAGUCGUAAAUAUUGUGAUAUCGCUUGUGUUAUAAUGGCUUUUGCAUGUCAUUGUGAUUUAGCUGACAUGGAUAGAUGUAUGAAGUUCUGCACCAUAACAGAAUUUCUUUCUAAGAGCUGUACAGUCAGUAACAAGAUUUAUUAUUCAAAUGGUUUGAGUAAUCAGCUGUAAAUAUUGUGUGAUCACUUGUCUUGCAAAGGUUUUGUAUGUCACUGUGAUUCAGCUGCCAUGGAUGGACUUCCCUCCCAUGCAUGUGAUAUUGCUAUAUAACCAGAGAAUAUUUGUAAUAUAUAACAAUAAUUUGUGCAUGAUCAACUUGACGAUAUUGAAUUGUUUUGCUUCGUAGCUGUGAUUUUCUUUGUGGUCAGUCUUCUUUUUACUGUGUUUAUUCUGUGCCAGUUCCUUAUCCUGUAAUAAUAGUUCCUUGUCACUUUUGCCUGGAAUAGCCUGCUGUUUUUAGGAGACAUCUUAAUAUAUAGUAGUCUUACUGGUUAGUGUAGCUGGUGUGAAACAAAACAUUUCCUUUCAAAUAUUAUGUUUGGGCAUUAUAAUUAAUGUAAAUAAAAUAUAUUGUGUAACUGUGGAUUAUAUAAAUUUGCAACAGUUGAAGAAUAUAAAGAAAAGUUAUAUACUUUUCAAAGGAAAUGGAAAUAAUGUUAUUUGAAGAGAGGCAUGACUUGGCACAUUGUGUUCAUUGAACAGAGGCAUUACUUGGAUUUCUAAAACAUUGUGUUAAAUUAGUUAGUUAGGUGGGAUUUACCUCAGUCGGUUAAGUGCACACCUGAGGUGCUUGUGUCACAGGAUCAAACCAUCUCGGUGGAUCUAUUCAACUGACUGGAGUUUUUCUCAUUCCAAUCAGUACACCACAACUGGUUAAAAGCUGUGGUUUGUGCUUUUUUGUCUGUAAGAAAGUGCAUAUAAAAGAUUUCUUGUUGCUAAUGAAAAAAUGUAGCGGGUUUCCUCUGAUGAUUAAGAGUCAUAAUUACCAAAUGUUUGACAUCCAAUAGCCAAUGAUAUCUUAAUCAAUGUGCUCUAGUGGUGUAAUUAAACAAAACAAACGUUUAACUUUUAAAUUAGUUAGUGGUUUGAUAUAUUUUGAUAGUGUGAUUACAUCCUACAUUUUUGAACAACUACAUAUUAAAAGUUUAAUAUUUGAUUCUAUAUCCUAGAAUUGUGUAUUACAAAAUGUAUAUAAUCUUUUUAUAUAUAUAUAAUCUAUGAUGUGUUUAUUGUGUAUUAUAAAAGAAUAUCAAAUGGACUGGUGUGACUAAAACUGCUGUAGCUAAGUAAUCUUACCUUGCAACAGUACAAUACAAUACUACAGUCUUUUUGUGUAUAUAUGAUCAGUGUAUGUUUAUUGUAUAGUGUAAUAUGUCGGAUGGAUUGAUGUGGCUGUUAUUGUUGCAACUAGGUGUGUACAGCUGAAACACUGUUUAUCAUAUUAUUAGCAUUAAAUGCUAUUUUGUUUUUCUUAAGAAAAUAUAUUAUAAAGUGAUGGAUAAAUAUUUACAUGUAGUGAAUGUUCAUAAAGACCGAUGUUUUUUCUGUUUAUGUUCUUAUGUUUUUGAACUGCUCUAUUAAACCAAAUACUAGUUGUGGCUAGUGGACAACUACUACAGUAUAUUAUCGAUGGGCCCAAUAUCACAAAAUAUCAUGUCUAAUUUGGCACGUAAACGUAAAUCUAGGACAUAACCACAAUAUUUAUUACUAUUAUAGUACAACAAAUAUAGCUAAAAGUACACAUUUCUUUUUCAUUUGUCCUUAAAAUGCUCCAUCUUCUGUAAUAAUGUAAUUUUCUGUGUGAAAUAAAUGCCAAAAACAUGUAAAUAUAUGGCUGCUAUAACUACUAGUUGCAGGCGUAAACUUGCAAUGUUUUGUGAAAUAGGCCUCUGAUCUUUUUUGUAUGGUUUGUUUUUUCUGUAGUAAUUUUAUUUAAUAGUUAUUUUGUAAUUUCUGUUUUGUACCAUAUAUAAAUAGUGACUUGAAUUGUACAGUUCACCAACUAGUAGAAGUGGCAAGUUGUAGCCUCUUUUUUAUAUAGUUCCACCUUUUAUAUUUGCCUGUUGCCCCAUAACACUGCAAAAUAUGGUGUGAAUGCACACACACACACACACACUCACACACUCACACUCACACUCACACUCACACUCACACUCACACUCACACACACACACACUCACAAACACUCACACUCACACUCACACACACAUACACA
This is a messenger RNA of Gigantopelta aegis, 8976 nucleotides long. RefSeq names its product phosphatidylinositol 4-kinase alpha-like. Gene Ontology annotation, biological process: phosphatidylinositol-mediated signaling; phosphatidylinositol phosphate biosynthetic process. The record is from RefSeq and is a predicted model, not a curated record. Lineage: Eukaryota; Metazoa; Mollusca; Gastropoda; Neomphalida; Peltospiridae. The transcript has 49 exons. Gene Ontology annotation, cellular component: cytoplasm; plasma membrane. Bases 27 to 6200 code for a protein of 2057 amino acids. Gene Ontology annotation, molecular function: 1-phosphatidylinositol 4-kinase activity.